Molecule: messenger RNA, 2817 nt
Organism: Symbiodinium sp. CCMP2592
Lineage: Eukaryota; Dinophyceae; Suessiales; Symbiodiniaceae
Source: the annotation of a GenBank genome assembly
AUGCAUGCAAAGGACGUGUUGCGAAACAAGGUGGAGCUCUUCUCGCAGAAUGAGGCGCCAACUCCGCCGUCGGCGAGGUCUGCGAAGGAGUUCGGGGUUGUCAUGGCGGCUCUUGGACGUCGGAAAGCCUGGCAGGAAAGCUUGGGUUUGUUGGUUCAGGCAGCCGGGGACAGCAUCAAACUCAACGUGAUCUUGCUCAACUCCGUGAUUUCCGCCUGCCAACGAGCUGCGAGGUGGCAGGCAGCACUCAGUUUGGCAGUUCAUGCCUUCGAGUGGUCACUUCAAGCAGACAUCGUCUCCUACAACUCGGCAGCAACAGCUUGCGCUGCUUGUGCUAGCAAAGUUCCUGCAUUGUCCUGGCAACUGGCCUUGGCCACUUUGAUGUGUGCUGAGAACAGCCUCCUGCAAACAGAUGCACGAAGCUUUACAGCCAUCAUGCAGGGAUGCACUCGGCUUGGGGACUGGCCGGCAUGCCUAGUUUUCCUUCGAUCUAUGAUGGGCAGGAAGCUAGAUGUCGAUGCAUUUGCAUGUGGAGCUGCAGUCUCGGCAUGUGACACGGCAGGGCAGUGGAAAUGGGCCUUGUACCUGCUGCAGUCGUUUGGGAUGAGUGCCGGGACCGGCAAGGCGGGUAAUUGGCAAGUGCCUGUCGCAACCGCAAUGACAACCUGCGGCCGUGCCAGCAAGUGGGAGUGUAGCUUGCAACUGUUGCAAGAUGUGGAGGCCUCUUGCACACCCAACGUGGUAGUGUUCAGUGCUGCCAUCAGUUCGGCCGAGAGAGGAUCAUUGUGGCAAGCGGCAUUGGGGAUCAUGAUCAGGAUGGGUGCAUCACUGAUUCUGCCAAAUGUCAUCGUUUACUCGACUGUUCUUGGUGGUCUGGAAAGAUCGGGAAAUUGGGAGAUGGUGUUUGACAUGCUUGCAGACAUGUUCCAUGCCUCUGUGGCACCGACAUCUGUCACAUACGACGUGCUUUUGCGGACUUGCCGGCAUGCGCUAGGGUGGCAGCAUGCUUUUCACAUUCUGUACUCAAUGAUGCCAGCCUCAAAGGUCACUCCGACCUCGAAAUCAAUCAAUGCGUUAUUGGGUGUUUUGGAAGCUGAGCUUCAAUGGCCGCUAUCCAUCCACAUGCUGAAUGCAAGUGCCAUGUGUGAUAUUGCAAGCUACAGCAUUGCUGCCAGUACCUGCGAGAAGAGCAGUGCAUGGCAAGCUGCGGUAGCGAUUUGUGCACGAGCAGAGAGUGUACACCUAAAACCUGACGAGGUCUUCCUGGGAGUUCUUAUUUCAGCGUGGGAGAAGGGCCGGGCCUGGCAAAUGGCCAUCUCUACCUUGAUGAUGAUUGUUGAGCAAGUGGUGCAGCCUAGUGAGAUUUCAUUUGCUGCUACAUUGCGUGCAUGCCAAUCCUCUGGAUGCUGGGAAGCGGCGCUAAGCCUUCUUUGCAUCGUGCCGAAUUCAGAUUGGAGCGAGAGUGGACUUCUGAACCCCGUCCUGGGAGCAUGUGCUUCAAGCCAUGAGUGGGAAAGGGCACUAUCCUUGUUUUCAACAGCAGGCGCCCUGCAAGCUGACGUGGUGACGCUCACAACGGUCAUGUCGGCUUGCGAAGCCGGCUUGAAGUGGCAAGAAGCGAUCGCCGUGCUUUUCGAGGCCGUAGGAGAAUCCGUGCUGCCAGAUCCCGACCCCACCGCCUUCAACGUGGCCAUCUCCAGCUGUUCCAAAGUGCAGAACUGGAGGGCGGCUCUGGCUGUGCUGAGCUCCUCAUUCUCAUCUUCUGAGCGUUCUUCGGGUCGUUUUCCGGAUGUGAUUUCCUACAACGCCGUCCUCGGCUCUUGCAAGCAAAAGGAGAGUUGGCGACAGGCACUCGCUUUAUUGCAGGACAUGUCACAUCGAAGCCUCGUGCCCGAUCUUACGACCUUUCACGGCAUGCUUGAAGCUUGUGCUUCUGGCCAAGCGUGGGAGCUGUCACUGCAUGUCCUUCACCAGCUGGGGUCCUUAAGACUUCCCACCGGAAUUGCCACGAACUUGGCCGCAUCCGCGUGCCAGCAAGCCACAGAGCACAACAGAGCAGGAGCUCUGCUGCAGUCUGUCCUCGAUGUUGCCUUGACAGGGUGUUCGGAUCCUGUCACUUUGAAGGCAGCACUGGACGUAGCCGAGGCUGGCUACUCUGGAAUUCAGGUCAUGCCGUGCCUGGAAGCUUUGACUAGAUGGGCCAAGGAUCAACUUGCAUCCGUCGUCCAGCAGCAACCGGGACAACUCAUGAGGCAAUCUUCUUCAGAUAUGCAAGAAUCAGGCCAGGCAGUGGUGGCAUCAGAAAUUCUGCAGUGGCAUGGUCAUGUUCCUGGGCAGUUUUGGGCCGAGUUUGUCAACGUUGUUGGAAAGCCAGCCGAACGCCAGUUGAGGUUGUUGUGCAACCCCGAGCUGCAGCGAGAUAGGAACCAGGCUAGAUUGCACGCUCCCACCCUUGAGCGGCAAUUCGGCUUGAGCCCGCUCUUUUCGCAAGAAGUUUUGCAUUGCCUCGGAAUGCGUGACCCGGAAUCGAUUGCGACGUGGCUUGGGUAUCCACGGACUGUGGCCCGAAGAUGCUCACAACACGUGUCCACAGCAGCUGAUCCAACAUCGAAGCACUUGGCUGCAUGGGCUUCAUGGACGUUGCUUCAUGAAUCUCCAAUAGCAUGCCGUUCUCGUUGUCAUGGGCAUGCGGUCUCGGACGAGGUAGUGCAGAUGCUGUGCCCCGUCCAGGUUCAGCAUGAUCGCAGACCUCACGCGGAACGACAGCUGCUGGAAGCUUUAGCAGCUACUUUACGACAUCGAAGCUUCAAAAGAUAG